Exophiala dermatitidis NIH/UT8656 is the source of this 1782-nucleotide messenger RNA. Its product is annotated as myosin-crossreactive antigen. The record is from RefSeq and is a predicted model, not a curated record. The transcript has a single exon. Lineage: Eukaryota; Fungi; Ascomycota; Eurotiomycetes; Chaetothyriales; Herpotrichiellaceae. Gene Ontology annotation, biological process: fatty acid metabolic process. Gene Ontology annotation, molecular function: oleate hydratase activity; FAD binding. The coding region runs from base 1 to 1782 and encodes 593 amino acids.
AUGUACUACAGCAGUGGAAACUACGAAGCGUUCGCGCGGCCGCGCAAGCCUGCCGGUGUGGACGACAAAACGGCCUGGUUCGUGGGAUCAGGGCUGGCCGCUUUGGCCGGAGCAGCAUUUCUAGUGCGGGACGGGCAGAUGCCGGGCCAAAACAUCACGAUCCUCGAAGAACUGGACUUACCGGGCGGCGCGUUGGACGGGCUCGAAGUGCCCGAAAAGGGCUUCGUGAUCCGCGGCGGUCGCGAGAUGGAAGACCACUUUGAAUGCCUGUGGGAUCUUUUUCGCUCGAUCCCGUCACUCGAAAUUCCCGACGCAUCGGUGCUCGACGAGUUCUACUGGCUGAACAAGGACGAUCCAAACUUCUCCUUGCAGCGGGCCACGGUCAACCAGGGCCAGGAUGCACAUACCGACAACAAGUUCGGCCUGACGUCCACGGCGCAGAAGGACAUCAUUCGCCUCUUUUUGGCCACGCGGCAGGAGAUGGAGGGCAAGCGCAUCAACGAGGUCGUUGGCAAGGACUUUUUGAACAGCAAUUUCUGGAUGUACUGGCGCACCAUGUUUGCGUUUCAAGAGUGGCAUUCCGCCCUGGAGAUGAAGUUGUACUUGCACCGUUUUAUCCACCAUAUCGGUGGCCUCCCGGACUUUUCGGCCCUUAAAUUUACGAAGUACAACCAAUACGAGUCGCUGGUGCUGCCGUUGUACAAGUGGCUGCUCGACCAUGGCGUCAAGUUUCAGUACAAGACUGAGGUUGUCGAUGUGGAUUUUGCCGUGUCGCAGGAGCAGAACAGCAAUAUCAAAAGAAAGCAAGCAACGCGCAUCCACUGGCGAAAGGACGGUCAGGAAGGCGGUGUUGAUUUGGGUCAGAAUGACUUGCUUUUCAUGACUAUUGGGUCUUUGACGGAGAACUCUGGUUUGGGUGAUCAUCAGACUCCAGCCAAGCUGAACCAAGGCCCAGCACCGGCUUGGGAUCUCUGGAGAAGGAUUGCGGCAAAAGAUGCUGAGGGAUCGUUCGGUAGACCCGAUGUUUUUGGAGCACAUAUCCCAGAAUCCAAGUGGCAGUCGGCCACGGUGACAACCUUGGACGAGCGAAUUCCCGGAUAUAUACAGAAGAUUUGCAAGAGAGAUCCGUUCAGCGGUAAGGUGGUGACCGGUGGCAUUGUUACUGUUAAGGACUCCAGCUGGCUGCUCAGUUGGACUGUCAACCGCCAGCCGCAUUUUAAGAAGCAGCCACGCGAUCAAAUCGUGGUCUGGGUGUAUUCUCUGCUUGUCGAGGUGCCGGGGGAUUAUGUCAAGAAGCCCAUGCAAGACUGCACCGGAGAGGAAAUCACGCAGGAGUGGCUGUACCACUUGGGCGUGCCCACUGACCAGAUCGCUGAGCUGGCUGCGACAGGAGCCAAAUGCGUGCCUGUCAUGAUGCCCUAUGUGACAAGCUUCUUCAUGCCGCGACACGCUGGCGACCGUCCAGCCGUGGUGCCGGAAGGAUCAGUCAAUUUUGCUUUCAUUGGGCAGUUCGCCGAGUCGUGUCGCGACACCAUUUUCACGACCGAAUAUUCCGUCCGCACGCCCAUGGAGGCAGUCUAUCAGCUGCUGAAUGUGGAGAGGGGCGUGCCUGAAGUGUUCGGCUCAACGUACGACGUUCGCAAGCUUUUGAAUGCCAUGAGUCGGCUUCGUGACGGUAAAGAGCUGGAUGCCAGUAUGCCAGAGUUUCUGCGACGUUGGAUCCUGCGCAAACUCGAGCAUAAUGAAGUCGGAGAGCUGCUGCACGAGUACCAUCUGAUUUAG